Molecule: messenger RNA, 4066 nt
Organism: Sycon ciliatum
Lineage: Eukaryota; Metazoa; Porifera; Calcarea; Leucosolenida; Sycettidae
Product: coiled-coil domain-containing protein 40-like
Exons: 19
Coding region: 240-3620 (1126 amino acids)
Biological process (GO): axoneme assembly
Cellular component (GO): cytoplasm
Source: RefSeq, a predicted model, not a curated record
UGUCCUUUCAAGAAGGAGAAUAGUUUUUGACGGUCCUUCCAGGAUCCAGGAUAGCGACCAAACGUGUCCGUAGCAGUAGGGAGUGAAAAUCAAGUGACGAAACGACGCAACAUUACUCGUGCUCUCAUGCAACUCUGAAGACCGAUUUAUAUGUCACCGCGCUGUUUCCUCGUUGUUAUCUUGACUAGCGACGCGAUUCGCUCGCAUAUUCAUAUUGUGACACAGUGAACGACGGUGCAAUGGAUGGCGGUGAAGGAAGUAAGCCUGGAUCACCAGUGGAGGCUGACGAAGGAGCAGCAGCAGCGCCAGCAGAAAGGGAAGCAACCCCCACAAGCGACGCCACAGCUCAAUCAGCCACAGUACUAUUGACCGUGGGUUCAGGCUCACAGGUAUCGCAAGCCAGCCGGCCAGGAAGCUCACAAGACGCAUCAGCCGGUUCAUCUGUGGCUAACGUCGUCUCCAGAGUCACUGUGCAGGCUCUGCGACAUAUGCGUAUGAAGAGUGCUAAUGAAUCAGCCAGGGCCAGCACUCCAGGCAACACAACGCCUGAUCUCGGCCAAGCUGACGAUGGUAGUGUAGCAGCAGAUGCUGGCAGUAGAUCGGCGUCAAGGCAAUCAGAUGCAGCAGCAAGCCGUAGUACCACUGCCACUGGCUUACAUGAUGGUGGAUCAGCCAGAGGAACACCUGGCUCCGGAUCAGCUGGUGGACUGGCCAAUACACAAGGUGAUGGCGAUGACACGCUGACAGCACAUGACUUCGGAAGCACUGGACGUCUUUCAGCAGAUGACAGUGGUACAAGGGAAAGUUCACGAUCAAGCACGAGAAAUGCUUACGGUCGAAGCAAUGGUGGACGGGCCAGCGGUGGUGGAGGAGACGGUGAUGAUGAUGGUGAUGAUGGCGAUGAUGGUGACGAUGAUGACGAGGAUUAUGCUGGUUUCGAUGUUGAAGUAGGUGACCACAUGGAUGACGAUGAUGAUGAUGACAAUGGCCUGGGAAAUGAUGCCGACGACAUGAUGGUGAUGGAACCAGAUCAUCCACUCAUGCAACAAUUCCAAACGCAAGUUACCGUCCAGCUCACAGCUCAGAAAGAACAACUUGAGCUGAAGAAAGCUGAGAAGAUGAAAACCCUAAAGGAGCGUGAGAAGGAACGUGAUGAGCUUGGUGUUUCUCUAUACAACCUUCAACAACAACUUGCCAAGCAUCAGAGUCAACUCGAGCAGCACCAAGAACAGCUGUCCGAGAUCAGUGAAAAGCGGAAGCAGUGCGAGCUGGCCUUGCACAAGGCCAAGAAGAUCCACCAGGAAUGCCUCACUAACUUACGCGGUCACCACAAGCAAGUGGAAGAAAUACGCUCAAAGCUGGACAAAGCUACGCUGGAGCUGCGCCGGUUGGAAGUGGUCGCCGAGAAAAUGAGAAGCGAAGUUGAAAUCAGGAAGAGAGAGGCCGAGAAGGUUGAUCAGGAUGCUGUCGAGGCUGAAGAGGCUAAGCAACAGCAGGAUGUGUACAUCACGACACUGAUCAAUCAGCUCGAUCGGCUCAAUGAGCAAGUCAACCUGUACAAGAUGCAACUGGCAGCCCAGGUGUUUGAAACGCAGCAAAGCAAAGUGGCACUUAGCGACUCCAUCCAUGAACUGGAGGUUCUGAAUAUGGAAAAGAAAGAUCUCCUAAACCAGUGGAAUGGCUCACUACGUGCAAUCAAGAACCGUGAUGAGGCGCUGAGUGCACUGCAGGAUGCUAUAAGGCGAGAAGAUGAACGUAUAAUUGCUGUAAACUCUGAGCUGAGUGGCUUCAAUCGCAGCAUCGCCAAGGAGCAGGAGAGGCAUGAAGCGCUGACCACUCAACGUGGCAAGCUUGCCAAUGAAUUAGCCAUGGUACAGUCACAGCUGGAACAAUGCAGAGAGAAACAACGAAGCCUUCAAAUGGAUUACCAAUCAUAUACGCGCUCGCUGCAUCAGGUUGAGCAGCAGUUGCAGAAGGCACAAACGGAUCGCACACUGCGCCUGCAGGAGAUCGACGGUGUUCGCCAGCAGACUGAGCGAGAGGUAGCUGAGCGACUUCACCUGGAGGACACCAUUCUGGAGAAGACCAUGACAAUGCUAACCCUAGACAAAGCUGCUCAGUACUCACAGAAAGUACUCGCAAAACUGCGUGCAGAGGAGAAAAGGAGGGUGAAGGGAAUCAUAGAGACGCAAGGCGACAUUGAACGUACCAAGCUGGAUAUUGACAACACGCAGGCGGAAAGGGAUGACUUGGCAGAGGCUCUUGCUGACCUUGGCAAGCAACUUGAUGAGAGAAACCAGCUCAUUAGUCAUAGUGAAGCUGAGAUCAAGAAGCGCAAUGUCAUCAUCGAGCGCAAGCAAAGCCGCAUAGACCAACUGAACAAGAAGAUCAGCCAAGUUCUGCAGGAACGAGGAGGAAAAGAGGAUGUUGGUCCUCUGGAGCUGACAAUCAAGACACUGAAGAAACAGAUCGAGGACAGCCAAGAGGAAUGCCGGCGUCAACAGCAGUUCUGGAUGCGGCAGGAACACGAACUAGUCAAGCGCGUCAAAGAGGCACAGCAGCAGACUAAGGAUAUCGAACAACAGAAGAAGAAACUCAUCAUUCUGGAGCAAAAGAAGAUCCGCCAGGAAGCUGAAAUCGAGACGGAGAAGAAAGAUUUGGCAACAGUGGGCAAUGAAAUACGCCAGAUGCAACUUGACAUGGUGCGACUCAACGCCAUUAUCAGUGAGAAGCGUGGGCAGCAGCAGAACCUGAAGCAGGACAACAUUCUACUGGAAAGCGACUAUUUUGCUCAGUUGAAGGAUGCUGAGCGUGAGAUUAUGACAAUGAAGCUUGAUAUCAGCGCCAACGAAGAAGCAAAGGAGAGACUGAAGAACAGUCUGAUUGAAUCCGAGCAGCAGAUCAUGCUAUGGGAAAAGAAAAUUCAGAUUGCAAGAGAGACGAGUCAAACGUUGGCAUCUGAUGAGAUGGAAGGUGAAAUCAGGCUUCUGAAAGGAGAACUUCACACCAUGCAGACAAGGUACGAUGAGGUUAAACGCAAGCAGCAGAGCCUCAUCAGGCUGAUGGAGAACUCUGUGAAGCAGAGAGCAACCAUUAACUUCAAAGCAGAGGUCAAGUCUACCACUGGAAAGACACAGCAAACCAAAGGACAUCUCAAGAAGCAGGUGGAGGGAAUGGCACGCAAGCUGCAACAGUCACGUCGUAACUCAGCAUCUUGCGAUCAAAAGAUAGAGGAGCUGAACAUAGCACAGCGUGAGAUGGCGGGAUACAUUCAAGAAAAGCAGCGCACGUGCCAGGCAAUGGCAGGAGUGAAAAAUAAACUGUACGAGGAGUCCGCUGCCGAGCGAAGCGAAAAGGAGAGGCUUGGUUUUGAGGUUCGGUGGCUGCAAGCAAGACAACGGCACUAUGCUAAUGCAGCUGCAGGCCGAUAUAACCCACUGCUGAAAAAGAGAGAAGGCGGUCCUAUACUUGAUGAGGAGUUGAUACGCUACAAGAACCAAACACAGUCGUUACUGUCUGUCAGUGAUGAGCUGAAGGAAAGCUGCCCACAGCUUGCUGACACUAUACAGAGCAAGUUGCUGAUACCGCUACGACUACGCCUGAGAACAUUUGCACCAUGAUUGUGCACGGGAGCAGUAUAGGCUCCCCCAAGAGACCAUGAAUGGCCGAAUCUUUCAUUCAUACGUGAAAAAUUAGCUGAACAGUUCACUUUCUUGUGUAUACUCAGGAGGCCGUACAAGGCUGAAGUAUUGCUAUGGAUAGAAGUGUCUUUUUUUUAACAAUAGCGAUGUACAUAUGAAUCCAACCAGAACUUACCAGCUAUGCCCACAAUAUGUAUUCUUGUCAACAGUCUAGCAGACGUCAAAGGUCAAGAACCAGAACAAUUCCCAUACACGCUGUGCACACAGUGGACUUGCAGAGAUUUGUUAAUUUGUAAUUCUAGACGAAAUUGCCUACUACUACUAUGGCGAGCAAGGCCUUUUGCUAGGUACUGCAUGUAUUGAUUUCUUCGAUAUCAAUGCUAUACAAAAGUUUAACCAAUCUUGAUCUUGUCUUUAGAAUUGAA